This is a messenger RNA of Pieris macdunnoughi, 1056 nucleotides long. The record is from the annotation of a GenBank genome assembly. Lineage: Eukaryota; Metazoa; Arthropoda; Insecta; Lepidoptera; Pieridae.
AUGAGAAAGAAGCAAAAAAAAGCACAGAUUAAUAGUUGGAAAGAGUACUGUGAAAAACAGGAUAAAGAAGGAGUCUGGAAGGGGAUAUAUAAAAUUAUAAAUAAAACCACUGAGAGGCAUGAAGACCUACCGCUAAAUAAUCAAGGUAAAACUCUAUGUUCAAGGGAGUCGGCUGAGCUACUUGCAGAGAUUUUUUAUCCGCGCGAUAAAGAGGAAGACGAUGAUCAGGAACAUAAGAAAACAAGACAGCUCGCUGAAACAGUAAAUGAACAGGACCAUGAUGACAACCAUGAUCCUCCAUUUACUAUUACUGAACUCAACAUGGUGAUUGGUAGCUUUGACUGCAAAAAAGCACCUGGAUCAGAUGGCCUCACUCUCGAUAUUUGUUCACGAGCUAUCCUGCGGGAUCCGGGAGUGUUCCUAUCAAUGGCAAACAAAUGUCUAGAACUUGGAUACUUCCCGAAACUAUGGAAAGUCGCAACAGUAGUGGUUCUCAGGAAACCUGGUAAGGAUGACUACACGAGUCCAAAGUCCUAUAGACCAAUAGGUCUUCUGCCCGUGAUGGGAAAAAUCCUAGAAAGGUUGCUUGUGUCUAGAUUAAAAUGGCAUGUGAUACCCAAACUAAGCCACCGUCAAUACGGUUUUAUGCCACAAAAGAGCACAGAAGACUCCCUCUACGACCUUGUCGGCUAUAUACGAGACCAACUAAAUGGGAAAAAAUUGAUAACGAUAGUUUCCUUGGACAUAGAGGGCGCCUUUGACAGUGCCUGGUGGCCAAUGAUACGGGUUCAGCUGGCUAAACUAGGGGUCCCGAUUAACCUGAGAAAGAUAAUAGAUAGCUACCUAAAAGAACGAAAGGUUCAGUUAAAAUAUGCGGGAGAGGAGGUAAAUAGAAAUACGUCGAAAGGAUGCAUUCAGGGAUCCAUAGGUGGCCCUAUACUCUGGAACCUACUUUUGGAUCCAUUGCUGCAAGAAAUGGAAAAAAGGGGUACUAUUGUCAAGCCUUUGCAGACGACGUCAUCAUGGUGUUUGUCGGAGAAUCAGCAUUUGAAAUAG